UCUUCUCUGAUCACAUUCACACCCCAGACAGUGUAACCCAGAAAUUCACAACACCUCCAAAACCAAACCAAAACAAACCCACUACACAUUUUUUUGUUUCUUCUUCUCUUCAGUUGUUGUUGUUGUUGUUGCCAUGACAACAAUCACAAAGCACAGUUACAAACUCUCCCUCAAGAGAGCCACAAAGAGAAUAACAAGAAGGAGAAGAAGACACCCACAGCACAACCACCCAAAAAGCACCACCACAAUUGUGCACAGAAAGUGCAGCAACAACAACAAUAAUAAUAAGCUUUGUGAAAAGCUUGAGGCUUUGAAGAACUUAAUCCCCACAACAACAACAACAACAACAACCCACGAUGGAGAAGAAGAAGCGGUGAAACCCGACCAGCUGUUCAAGGAAACCGCAGAGUACAUCGUGUUGCUGCGGACGCGCGUCGUGGUUCUCCAGAAACUCAUUGAGUAUUAUGGAAACAACAACGACACCACCCAAGAUGAGAAUGAACAUGAAGAUGGUGUCUUGUUUACAUAGCUUUUUCACUCUCUUCUUCUUCUUCUUCAUCUUAUUAUUAUUAUUAUUAUUAUUCUUUUUGUGUUUCUUCUUAAAUGUUUUGUUUUGUGACUUUUGUCCUUUCAUUAAUGAAGAAAAAAAAAGAAAAGAUCUUUGGUCUAGUGUUUUUUUUUGGGGGGGAGGAGUUAUGACUUUUAUUUUGUUAGAUUUGGGUAGGGAGGGACUUUUGUAGAAGAGAAAUUUGAAUGGGGGAAAUGAAGAAGGGAAAAAAGGUCUGGUGGGGAUUUCAGAAUUUGUAGAGAAAAUCCAAUGCAUGUAAUGUAACCAUUUUUUUUUCAAUUUUCUAUUUUUUGGUGUCUUUAGCAUUAUCA
Molecule: messenger RNA, 879 nt
Organism: Glycine soja
Lineage: Eukaryota; Viridiplantae; Streptophyta; Magnoliopsida; Fabales; Fabaceae
Exons: 1
Coding region: 134-529 (131 amino acids)
Biological process (GO): regulation of DNA-templated transcription
Source: RefSeq, a predicted model, not a curated record